ACUCUGAACAGACGUCAUCGAUCGCUCGCACGCGUCAUCGCUGCCAGGCGGCUCAGUCGAGCGGUGACGUCAUCGAGCGAGCGCCUGAAGAUGGCGGAUCCGAAUGCAAAACAAACCGGACAGAAAAGUGUGAAGAUCGCAGCCGGAGCAGUCGUGUGUGUGGAGAGCGACAUCCGAGGAGACGUGACCAUCGGAGCGAGGACCGUGGUUCACCCGAAGGCGCGGAUCAUCGCAGAGGCCGGACCCAUCGUGAUCGGAGAGGGAAACCUGAUCGAGGAGCAGGCCCUGAUCAUCAACAGGUCAGCGCUUUAUUACUCGCGCUGUUCCUCACGAGACGGCCUUCAGCUUCCAAACACAAAUGAACAUAAUAAGCUAAAUAAGCUGAAUAAGCUAAAACACAGAAUAAAGUCGCUGGUCUUUCACAGCUUAGAUCUGAAGAAGACUCCAGAAAUGGGCUGUAAAACUGUGGAAAAACUCAGCAUGAAGCUUUUGCCGGCUCAAUCUAACUUGAGUUUGUUUCCAGUGUCUCAGGCCUUAAAAAUUGGGGACAACAACGUCAUCGAGUCUAAAGUAACAGAAAACACCGUGAUCUACGGCUCCGAGUGUUUGAGACGUGUGCAGACCGAGAGACCGCAGCCUCAAACGCUGCAGCUGGACUUCCUGAUGAAGAUCCUGCCCAAUUACCAUCAUCUGAAGAAGACCGUGAAAGCAAGCUCCACUCCGGCGAGAAGCUGAGCAUCUCAGAUAUCAGUGCUGUUUCUGUGUUAGAGUGUCAUAGCUUGUGUUGUAAGUUAUUGAGGACACAUUAAAUACACCUCCAUGUC
This is a messenger RNA of Sinocyclocheilus rhinocerous, 824 nucleotides long. RefSeq names its product dynactin subunit 6-like. Gene Ontology annotation, molecular function: dynein complex binding. The record is from RefSeq and is a predicted model, not a curated record. NCBI's taxonomy places the organism in Eukaryota, Metazoa, Chordata, Actinopteri, Cypriniformes, Cyprinidae. Gene Ontology annotation, cellular component: dynactin complex. Bases 91 to 735 code for a protein of 214 amino acids. The transcript is spliced from 7 exons. Gene Ontology annotation, biological process: mitotic spindle organization.